Messenger RNA from Candidula unifasciata, 253 nucleotides. Lineage: Eukaryota; Metazoa; Mollusca; Gastropoda; Stylommatophora; Geomitridae. The record is from the annotation of a GenBank genome assembly.
AUGCAGCUUCUCACCCGGGCGGCCUGUAGACUGGGCAAGUCCCUCUGCACCAACUCGCCUUGGUUGAGACCUGAGUUAGCUUCCCUACAAUAUGUUGCCUGCAAGGCUGCCACGCCCCAGCAGGAGCAGAGGAGACACGGCGGCGGAGCAACCUUCGAGACCGUGACACAGUCAACGGAUGUGCUUAGUCACUUUGUUGGCCACUGGGUCCAAUAUAGAUAUGAAAAUUUGAAAAACUUUCUCGCCGUCGCAG